Messenger RNA from Neodiprion fabricii, 6530 nucleotides. RefSeq names its product endoribonuclease Dicer (gene Dcr-2). Lineage: Eukaryota; Metazoa; Arthropoda; Insecta; Hymenoptera; Diprionidae. The transcript has 27 exons. The coding region runs from base 257 to 5107 and encodes 1616 amino acids. Gene Ontology annotation, molecular function: ATP binding; deoxyribonuclease I activity; RNA binding. Gene Ontology annotation, cellular component: cytoplasm; nucleus; RISC complex. Gene Ontology annotation, biological process: siRNA processing; apoptotic DNA fragmentation; pre-miRNA processing. The record is from RefSeq and is a predicted model, not a curated record.
GCACAGCAUCAUUGCGCUGGCCGUGAAAAUUCAGCCUAAGAGUAGGGCACUGCCAUUACCUCCACGCUUUCAGCGCCCUGCGAGAUACGUCAACAUAGCUAGCCGGCCUUAGAAAUUUUUCGUCAAAGGUUCGAAGCAUCGAAGCACUGCGCGAUUCAGGGAUCCAGCAGAGAUCCGGCGAAUUGUCAGUGCAUCAAAGAAACAGUAUCUGGGAGUCCCCGUGUUUUAUUCUCCGGUACCACUUCCCAAAUCCAUCAUGGUACAGCCAAUCGAAGAAUUUUCAGCCAGGCCAUAUCAGAUUGAUCUGUAUGAGAGAGCCGUCCAGUAUAACAGUAUCAUAUACUUGCCAACAGGGGCAGGAAAGACAUACAUUGCUGUCAUGAUCAUAAAAAAAUUAAGCGGCGAUGUGAUCAAGCCUUACAGUGUCGGGGGUAAAAGAACAAUUUUUGCAGUGAAUACUGUUGCUCUGGCCGAUCAGCAAUUAAGAUACUUACAAAGACAUACUCAUUUAAAUUGUAGCAGUUACACAGGCGAAAUGCAGGUUGAUUAUUGGAGCAGAGAUAAAUGGUUACAAGAAUUGGAGGACAAUCAGGUCCUCGUUAUGACUUCCCAAAUAUUCCUUGAUAUAUUGAAUCAUGGCUAUAUAUCAUUGAGCCAAGUAAAUCUCAUGAUUUUUGAUGAGUGUCACCGAGCUGUGAACGACCAUCCGAUGCGUUUGAUAAUGCAGCGUUUUAAGGAUUGCCCAAAGGACCAGCAACCAAGAGUCUUGGGCCUAACAGCGACUCUUCUGAACGGCAAUAUCAAAGUUGCAAAGCUUGACGAGACGAUAACAGAUUUAGAAACUACGUUUCAUGGAAAAAUUAUCGCUGUUGAAUCAUUGAUUGGCGUUAGAGGCUAUGCUACGAACCCUAUAGAAUCCAUAGUCAGAUUCAGUCCACCGUUAAGGCUGACAGUACUAGAAUCGACAAUGGCACGAUUGAUACAAGCCAGGGAGAUCCUGAAAGUAGUAGAAAUAAAGAUUGAUCAUGAGAUGAUUAACAAAAGUGAUAAUGUUUUCAAACCUAAGAGCAAAUCGAACAAAUUUCAAAACGUUUUGAGUGAUCUGGAAGAACACGUGAAACUGAUGGGUAUAUAUGGUGGAAGUAAAGCAGCGCUGUUACAUACCAUACAACUUGAGUACAUAAAAAAAUCUAUUAAUAAUCAGGAAACUGUUUUUGUGAUUGAUUACCUGAUAACAGUUUUGACCAGUAUAAGGAAAAUAGUUGAGGAUGAAAUGGAAGGUUACGAACCCAAUGAGCAGAUAAUGAAAUUUUCAUCUGAUCAAGUUCUGAAAUUGUUCAAAGUUUUCCUGGAUUUCAAUAGGGAAAAGUUGGAUUCGCAAAGAUUUUGUUGCCUUGUUUUUGUCCAACGACGAUUUACAGCCAAAGUGUUGUACCAUGUAUUAAGGAAUUUGCACAAUACAAACGAGAAUUACAAAUUUUUACUUGCUGAAUUUAUGGUCGGGUUUUCAGCUAAUCCAUACGAUAGCGCCAGAGAAUCUCUCUGUCAGAGGAAAUGGAAUAAAGAAGUUUUACACAAAUUAAAAAAUGGUCAAGCAAACUGCAUCAUAGCGACAGACGUAAUAGAAGAGGGAGUCGAUGUUCCAGACUGCACUCUGGUUGUUCGAUACAAUUUGCCAAUGGACAUUAGAUCAUACAUACAAAGUAAAGGGCGAGCACGUCAUGCAACGAGUAAAUAUAUCAUAUUAGUUCCCAGCAAUGACGGUCAAUUUGCACCGAAAUAUGCCAACUUCAAAUUAAUUGAACAGAAGUUGGAACAGUUCCUAAUUGGCAAAUCGCAAUUCCGUACUGAACCAACUCCCGAAACAUUGGACCAAGAAUUAUAUACUAAUGAAAUAGAACCUUAUGCCGUCACAAAUACUAAUAAUGAAAUUAGUGUUGUCACUGGAACAAGCGCAAUAAGUUUAGUGAAUCGCUAUUGCUCUACAUUGGGGAAUUCACACUUCGUUUCUCUAACUCCAACGUGGAAAUUAAGCAAACUGUGUUCAGAUACUGGCGAUCUAAAAUUCCAGGUCAGUUUACAAGUGCCGAUAUUAUCUCCUUUGAAACAAAUAAUUCUCGGAGAUCCUAUGCCGAGUAUAAAGCUCGCUAAACGCUCGGCUGCCUUGAAUUGCUGUAAAGAAUUGCACCGUAUCGGUGAAUUAACGGACAACUUAUUGCCUGUGACAGUUGAUCUGAUUUUAGAAGACGUUGACUAUUUGUUUCCGCUAUGGAUAGAUGAAGAAAAAACACCAUUAUCACAGCCAGGAACGGAAGCCAGGAAACGGCUACAUGAACUCGUAUAUCCCGAAUGUCUCUUCUCUGCUUUUCCCAUGCCUGACCAGGACUUGUAUCUUCACAUAUUGAAUAUCAAACCAAUUUAUAGUGUGCCUCAGGAUAAUCGGCGCUUAGUAUUUUACAACAUUUUAUCAGACUGUACUGGAUAUGCUAUUUUAUCAACAAAGAGAAUGCCGCAGCUUUCAGCGUUUUCGAUAUUUCUCAAUGUUGGGGAGGUGAAUGUCAACGUUGAAGUUAAUCACACCAAACUGCAAUUGACUGCCGACGAAAUAGGAAAGCUCAGAUGUUUUCACACAAUGAUUUUUACAGAAGUAAUGCCAAUUAUCAAGCCCUUCAUGGUGUUCGACAAAGACAACUUAGACAACAGUUUCUUGAUUGUACCAGUUGACCAUAAAUGGGAGAUAAACUGGGAAACUGUUGUGUCCAACCACAAAAUAGAGCCCAUAAAGCCGGAGAAACCAAUCUGUGUCAGAAACUUAGACUAUGAACUUGCUUUAGUCAGGCCAAGCUAUAGAUCAGCAAAUGUAUACAUAGUUACCCAAAUUUGUGAAGAUAGAUUCGCUGAGUCGAGUUUUCCCACACUUGACUAUUACUCAUAUGUGCACUAUUUUAAAAGCAAGCACGAUCUUCUUAUUGAAGAAGGGCGACAGCCUCUGCUUGAAGUUAAAGCCAUUUCGACAAAAUUAAAUUGUAUCAGACCACGGGGAUCAAGUGCUGGAUUAAGUAAACGAAAGCGAGCUGAUUUGUCUGAAGAUUUCGAAGAACAUUUGGUACCAGAGUUGUGCGUCAGAUUUGAGUUCUCUUCUUUAUAUUGGCUCAAGGCGACCACACUGCCGUCCAUUAUUCAUAGGAUUUCACAAUUGUUGAUUGCUGACCAACUACGAGUAACCAUUGAAGCUGAUGUCAAGUUGGGGUUGGCCAAGUCGGAUGCUAGACAAAAAUGGAAGGAUUUCAGAGUCUCAGAGAACACAGUAAACAUUGCAGAUAAUGAACCUUCGCUUGAUACGUCCUCUGAUGAUUUGUUACCCGAAACUGUGCAAUCAAGGCCUGAAUUAACAGGACCUGAAUUUGAUGUGUUGGAUUCAGAGUCAAAACUGUACUCAUGGACCAAGAGCCAGGAGCCUCAAGAUAUUGAGCGAAAUAUUGACGAGAUUCAAUUAAUUGACAUAGAUUACUACGAACGUUUCAUGUCCUCUUCUUCUCAAGAAGAUAGUGAUAUUCUGAGAAACAAUAUCAAAGCUCGAAAUCAUAUGAGUAAACCAGACGUACAAGUACCAAAAAUAAAAUUACUCUACCAAACUACACAAAAUGGUCCUGAUCAAGUCUCUAUAAUGGAAGCAUUGACUGCUAAAAUGUCGCAUGACGUGAUGAAUUUAGAAAUUCUUGAAACGCUUGGAGAUUCAUUUCUAAAAUUUUUUACGUCAUUGUUUUUGACGGACACGUUUCCCACUUUUCCGGAGGGUCAUCUCACUUCGAUUAAAGGAAAAAUAAUUGGUAAUCGUAAUCUUUAUUACGCUGGUUUCAACAAAAAAUUACCUGGCAUGAUCAAGGUUGAGGAAUUUACACCCACAAGCAAUUUUAUUGCGCCGGCUUAUUCAGUACACAGAAAAUUACAGGGGAUACUGUUGCGUGCAGAGGUAUCGCCAAACAUUUUAUACAAUUUGAGGAUAUCGAAAGAAGAACAAUUGUCUGGGUAUCUAAAUAGUAACACUAUCGAGGAGAUUCAAGAUAAAGUAUGUGGAUGGGAAGGUGGAGACGCUCAAUCUGGUUUAGAACAUUUUUUGUGCGUUCAAACCGUGUCUGACAAAACAGUUGCGGAUUGUGUGGAGGCCCUUAUCGGAGUAUACUUGCAGAGCACAGGCAUCGAGGGUGCUGCAAAACUUCUACAAUGGUUCCAAAUUAUACCAUGCGAAAUUCCUGUUGAAAGCAUAUUAGGCGGAGAGCCCAAGAACCCACUUAUCGGCGAUGGGAACCCCAAUAUGCAUAUGGCAUGGGCAAGCACACUUGAAGAAAGAAUAGGAUACAAAUUUCAAAAUCGAGGCUUUCUAUUGCAGGCCUUUAGUCAUUCGUCUUAUUCACCCAAUGUUAUAACAGCCUCUUAUGAGAGGCUAGAAUUUUUGGGCGAUGCAAUAUUAGAUUUCCUCAUCACUGCUUACAUUUUCGAAAAUUUUGACAAUCUGUCACCUGGGCAACUUACGGAUCUCAGAUCAGCACUGGUUAACAACAUCACUUUUGCUUGUCUAGCGGUUCGAUACGGAUUACAUACAUAUCUUUUGGCGUAUUCUCCGCUGCUUAUUGAUAUGGUCGACAAAUUUGUCGCAUUUCAAGAACAGAGAGAGCAUGCAAUAGAUGAUGAGCUAUUGUACGUUUUAUUGGAAGAAACUAGACACAGUAUGGCCGAAUUUGUUAGCGUACCCAAAGUUUUGGGUGAUAUUUUUGAGGCAUUGGCUGGAGCCAUUUACCUAGACAGUGGUAAAUCGUUGACGAAAGUUUGGGAAAUAUUUUAUGCCUUAAUGCACCGCGAAAUUGAUAUAUUCAGUAAAAAUGUUCCAAAGCAACCUGUUCGAAUGUUAUAUGAGACACAAGGUGCUCACCCGAAAUUUUUCCCUGCAAUUGCCCUUGAUAAUAAGGAUACGAUUAUGGUACCACUUGAGAUAACAAUUUGUAGUAAUAAAAAGAAAAUUAUUCAUGGAUUUGGGAGUAAUACAAAAGAAGCUAAAUGUGCAGCUGCCAAACAAGCUUUGAAGGAGCUGAGACGCAGGAAUAUGUAGUGUGCAUGUAGAUUGCUUAUCCGCAUGCUUCCCAUGUAACAUUUCGUGCAUGAAUAUAUAGAAGACGAAAGAAAUGAAGUAUAAGAAUGGAGAGAAAAACAUAACAGAAAUAAGAAAUUACCUCCAAAAACAGGUAGGACCAAGUGUGCCUAUGCAACGGUAUUAUGGAUCUAUUACGAAUCGAAAUAUCUAUGUACUUUGAAAGCUUCGCUAAUUAUAAAUACAUAGACACUAACGAAGUGGGGCAUCUUAAAUAAUCUUAGAUAAAAAUCAAAUAAUAACGAUUAUGGAUUUUAUAAUUUUAUUUGUAACUUCCAAGAUUUUCCAAAUAUUUUCCUAAAAAGAUCAACGAUACUAACUCAGAUUUAUUAAAAAUUUACUAGGUAAUUAGAGAAUCAAUCGCAAUAAAUGAAAACGCAAAGCAUGACCUAUUAAAUUGUGCAAUUUUUUACGUUUUAUAUACAGAAUUUUUUUAUUACUAAAUGGGUAUUGUGUGAGGAUAAUGUUUUUUGUUCGAACUUUUGUUAUUUAUGUUCAGCUCGACGAUACCCGCUUGAAUUUAUAGCUUAACGAACCCAUAAGUUUUUAGAUUUUUUUUUACAACAUGUAACAGUGCAAGCCGUUUCAAGGUUACUAUGCGACUAUGCUUAACAUUUGGUUUUAUAGUAUACUACAGACAUGGGUGCUAUUGAGAAUUCAAAUUUUAUUAGAUUUAUUUAGCUUUGUAAUGAUCGUUUUAUAUACGAAACUUAACCAAUGAACUUUAUAUAUUUAAAUUUCAAUUACAUAGAGAGUAUCGUACUUCAAAUUCAAAAAUAGAUUUAUUUUACGAUAUUUUCAAUUAAUUGUUUGAAUUUAUUUCUAAACAGCUUUAUGUUUGGACAAACUAAAUAAACAAAUGUAUGUUUCAAAAUCAUGUAUUUAGAUAACUAAGACAGUUUUUUUUUUACUUUCAACUAUAGUUUCAAGAAAAACUGAUGUAAGUUGUUAUGUCGAUCUUCCAUCGAUAUCAAACCUACAAAUUAUUGGAAACAAGAACUCCAAAUCGAAAAAAUUCAAACAUGUAUGUUUACUUGUUGAAUCUUUGUGUAAUAACAACUGAAACUUCUGUGGAACAAAAUAAUUUUUUUUAUUGUUUUCAACUGUACAGUUGAAGUAACUUAAAAAAAUUUAAACUGUAAAAAUCAUACAUCUUCAAGAUAUUAAUGAAGUUGGUUAGUUAUCUAUUCAUUCUAUUAGCCUAACACAGAUAUUUAUUUCCUACGAUUACAUUGUAGGCAUUCCAGUAUUGAAUUACGUCUAUAUCCAGAGUAACGAUCGGCUUUUGUAUGUACACAUGCAGACUAGUUGUUAGUGACCGAUGAUUUGAAAUCACAAUUUCAUUGGCUCAUAAUUUUCGAGGUGAAAGUUAUUUUGUGGGUAA